This is a messenger RNA of Seriola aureovittata, 3236 nucleotides long. RefSeq names its product vascular endothelial growth factor Ab (gene vegfab). Gene Ontology annotation, molecular function: growth factor activity; chemoattractant activity; heparin binding. Gene Ontology annotation, cellular component: membrane. The record is from RefSeq and is a predicted model, not a curated record. The transcript has 8 exons. Bases 617 to 1351 code for a protein of 244 amino acids. Gene Ontology annotation, biological process: induction of positive chemotaxis; positive regulation of endothelial cell proliferation; response to hypoxia. NCBI's taxonomy places the organism in Eukaryota, Metazoa, Chordata, Actinopteri, Carangiformes, Carangidae.
CACUCCUACCAAUCCACGUCUCCAGACCACUGGUGCUUGUUAAUCGCCACCACUGAGCCAGAGACGGAGACAGAGGUGGACGCAUUUUGUCGUAACGACGCGAGCUGAAACGCUAAGUGCGCAGUGACAGAGGAAUAAACCAGCCAAGGCAGAUAGACAAAGUUUUGUGGGACGCGGUUUUCUUUUUCACUGAACGUCAUCCUGGUCCAUGGGUUCAAGUUGCACAUAGGAGUAGGCUACAGGUUUCCAAUGGACAGACACUUGGAGACGGCUGGCGCAACAAGCAUGGGAUUAUUUUUGUAAUGUGGAUUGCUACUCCCUUGCAAGAAAAUAAAGGUCUGCUGCGGAACAAUGUGAGACGUUAUGCGUCUUGGAUUCUCGUGUUUCUGGAUAUCUUAAAAAUCAUUGGCAACAGUUGAGAAGUUAUGCGCAAAGGAUUGUACCCUCCAACCCCGGGACCAACAUGGAUUUGCCGUUACAACCCUCUGCCCCUUAUUUAGAGAAGUUUUAGCCGGUCCACUUGUGUUGUUGUAAACUUCAUGUUUGAGAACAAAUCGCCACAUUGGCCUCUUGGAUUUUAAAGCGUCGCCUGCCUUUGGAUUGGAUUUCCAACACCAUGAACUUUAUUGACAGUUUGACACUAUUAUUUUUGACGCUGUCAGCUGUCAAGAGUGCCCACAUACCGAAGGAAACAGAGAGAGGUCCACAUGACGUGAUCCCUUUAAUGGAGGUGUACAACAAGAGUUUGUGCCAGCCUCGGGAGCUGCUGGUGGAGAUUCUGCAGGAGUACCCGGAGGAGGUGGAGCACAUCUUCAUACCGUCCUGCGUGGUGCUGACGCGCUGCGCCGGUUGCUGCAAUGACGAGAUGCUGCAGUGCAUGCCAACAUCCAGCUAUAACAUUACAAUGGAGAUUAAAAGAAUAAAACCACAAAAGCAACAAAACGAUAUUUUCAUGAGUUUUACAGAACACAGCGCAUGUGAGUGUAGGUUAAAGAAAGAAGUGAGAGAACAGAAAGAAAAAAAUCAAAACACAGAGGCUAACACAUCAGUCCAUCUCUCUCCUCAGUCUCUCAGGCAUCAAUCUGCGUUGUUGUCCUCUUUCUCUUGCAGAAAAUCCCGGAAAGGCAAGGGUAAAGGCCAAAAGAGAAAACGAAAGAAAAACCGUGACAAAACAAUUCACGAUGCUGUUUGUGAGCCAUGUUGUGAUCACUGCUCAGAGAGGAGAAAGCGUUUGUUCGUGCAGGAUCCUGCAACCUGUCGGUGCUCCUGCAAACACACAGACGAAUACUGUAAAGAACGCCAGCUAGAGCUCAACGAGAGGACCUGCAAAUGUGACAAGCCAAGAAGAUGAGAGAGGUGGGAGCACCAGAUGUACAAGAUGAAGGAAUAUUCUAAAGAUAUUUCACAGCACAGCACUUUGACCUUUGAACCGUAAGCUCUUCUUUUCUGUGGAAAGCAUUCCCCUUGGACUGGCUGAGAGAGAACAAAAAGAAAGACUGAACUGAAGUUUCCUCCCACUGUAUAUCUGUGUGUAUAUAGACCAUGAUAAAAAGAAAAAGAGUACAGAAUUGUUAUGCUGCUACAGAAACAAAUAACUAAACCUAUCAUUUGACAAAACGCAAAUAUCCGGCAAGUGGUUUUGCAUUUCUAACAGGCUUGCAAUGCAGGUGUAGUCUUGUUGUCAAUUCAUUGUAUGCAAUUACUUCACUGGAUAUGAGUCUACUGUGGUUGUGUGUCAAUCAAAAGUUGCAAAACCUCUCAAUCUAAGAUAUAUUUAACUGCUAAAACAGCGGGUGAGGCCGAAGAAGACAUGGGUGCGCCCUCCUUUCAAAAGUGACGGAUGGAUUUUUGUCGGCCGAUGUCUACUUUCGCUUUGGACUAAAACAGGAGGACACUGGGACAGCUGAUGGAAACCUUGAAUCUGUGUCUUCAUGAUAUCGCUUCCUUCCCUCAGAGGACAUUGCAGGGCUGACAUGGACAUACACAAUGUUUUCACUAUUGUGAUCAGCUUGCAGGAGAAGAGGCUCUGGAGUGCCAUAUACUUUUAAAGGGAUACUGGUCAUCAAUAAUAGCAUUUAAUGUUUUGCUAUGUCCGACAUGAAAACCACUGAAACAUCCUAUACUGUAGUUUGAUUCCAUUUGAAAAACUGUGCCUCACAAAAAUGUACUGAGAAAUCUUUCGAGUGCUUUUUAAAUUAUUUUUGUUUCAUUUUUCAGGAGAGGGGAUUGUCAAAGUAGUUGUGUUAGUUGUUGAGCUCAAUACAGAAUCCAUUGAUUGCAUAUCUUCUUCUCUGAACUUGUACAUACUUAAUAUCCCUUUAUGCCAUAGUCCACUCUAGAUAAUUUAUAAUGCUAUAGAGUAUUUUUCAGUAUUCAGCCUUCUACCCAUAUUUAAUUUGGUCUAUUUAUAUAUGCAGUGUUAUGUACCUGUGGCUGUCCCACCCCCCCACCCCCCAAUGUGUAAGGUCACUGAUGGCUACUCGCAGCAUGGACACUCUCUGUGCUUUUCUACGAAACAAAAAAAAGAAAAAAAAAAAAAUCAAAAAUGAUUUGUUAACAUUCCCUAGAUGGAUCGCUUGUAUUGAUGUGCUAAUGACAUCUCUGGAUUUUCAACCCCUCUUAUCUAAGGGUGUGGGUGCCGUGUAGAGUUUUUAACGUUUCUGUGCGUUUGUGUCCAUGUGUGUGUGUAUGAAUGUGCGUCCAUGUGCAUUAGCCAAUGUGCACAUCUGCGUGUAGGUGUUAGUAAGUUGUAUUUAAGUAUUUAAGUAUGUAGCGGACCUGUGUUUUGUCCGUCCUGCAAGAUGCAAAUACAAAUAAACUACUGCUAGCAGCUCAGUAUACACUACCACAACACUACCACAGUUUUAAAUUUUAAAACAACCUGCCAUCAGUCUUAGAGCCCUCGUUAUUAGUUCUCUUUGUCUCUUCUUCUCUAUUAACAUGUUUUCUGUGUCUAUGUAAAACAGUAAAGCAUAUUUAUUUUCAAAUUAUAUUGUUUUUAUAUAAAAUAAGGAAAAGGUUGCUGUGUUGUGAAUGCUGUGUUUUCAAGAGAUUUAAUUAGGCAACAUGAGUUUCCAUGUUUUUGUGCGGCAAGCUGAUACUCACGCAUCUAAUAAGAACCCCUGCAGAAUGUAACCUGAGCGGAAAAUAGAACGGCAAAAUAAGAAAUUCCUGCACUCUUUUCAUGACAGACAGACCGAGAUUCAUCCUUAUGAAUAAAAUGGCACUUUGAAGCA